Humulus lupulus (European hop) is the source of this 1486-nucleotide messenger RNA. RefSeq lists its product as uncharacterized. Lineage: Eukaryota; Viridiplantae; Streptophyta; Magnoliopsida; Rosales; Cannabaceae. Bases 129 to 1148 code for a protein of 339 amino acids. Gene Ontology annotation, molecular function: protein-folding chaperone binding. The record is from RefSeq and is a predicted model, not a curated record. The transcript is spliced from 3 exons. Gene Ontology annotation, cellular component: cytosol.
ACCAGUUCUUUUCUUGUAAGAACCAAACUCCGGCAAAGACGAAACAAAGAAUCACAGGAUUACCCCCAAAAACGCCAUUAAAGAAAGCUUCAAGGAGAGAGAAAGAGAGAGAGAGUGAGAGAAAAGCUAUGGGUGUCGAUUACUACAAGGUUCUUCAGGUAGAUAGGAGCGCUAAAGACGAUGACUUGAAGAAAGCUUAUAGAAAGCUCGCCAUGAAGUGGCACCCUGAUAAAAACCCUUCCAAUAAGAAAGAAGCUGAGGCUAAAUUCAAGCAAAUUUCUGAGGCUUACGAUGUUUUAAGUGAUCCGCAAAAGCGAGCAGUGUACGAUCAGUACGGAGAGGAGGGUUUGAAGGGACAAGUUCCUCCGCCGGGGCCCGGAGGAUUUUCGAGCGGACAAGAGGGUGGUCCGACGAUGUUUCGGUUCAAUACUCGGAGUCCCGACGAUAUAUUCUCGGAGAUUUUUGGUUUUUCGGGUUUUGGGGGAAUGGGGGAUAUGGGUGGGUCUAGGGCGGGUGGGCCUGCUUUCUCAAGGAGUAUGUUUAGUGAUGACAUUUUCGCUUCUUUUAGGGGUGGAGGUGGGGAGGGCUCUAUGAAUGCGCCGAGGAAAGCUCAGCCUAUAGAGCGGACAUUGCCUUGUACUUUGGAGGAUUUGUAUAAGGGCACCACCAAGAAGAUGAAGAUUUCUAGGGAUGUUACAGAUUCCAGUGGAAGACCAAAUACAGUGGAGGAAAUUCUAACAAUCGAGAUCAAGCCAGGUUGGAAGAAAGGAACUAAAAUAACUUUUCCCGAGAAAGGAAACGAACAACGAGGAUUUAUACCAGCAGAUCUCGUAUUCAUCAUUGAUGAAAAGCCUCAUGGAGUGUUCAAGAGGGAUGGCAAUGAUCUUGUUUUAACUCAGAAGAUAUCUCUCGUUGAAGCUCUUACAGGUUACACAGUGCAGUUGACAACCCUUGACGGUCGAAAUCUGACGAUCCCGAUCAACUCUAUUAUCAGUCCCACCUAUGAAGAAGUGGUUAAAGGGGAGGGAAUGCCUAUUCCUAAAGAACCCACCAAAAAGGGAAACUUGAGAAUCAAAUUCAACAUCAAAUUCCCUUCCAGGCUUACUUCAGAUCAAAAAUCUGGCAUCAAGCGGUUAUUAUCUUCAUAAAAAACGCGGGAGGUGGUACCUCCAUUACCAUCUUUUAUAUUUGUGCUCAGUUUGCAUUUGUUUUAUUUGGUAGUUUAUAUUUUGGAAAGUUAAGUUUUAUGCUUUGUGAAAUCGGGAGAUUUGAACAGCAAUUGUGUAGGAAUCGUGCAUUUAUUUUUUCCACCAAUUCUCUAUUUUUGACAUUUUUUUUUAAGUUAUAACACUUGUAGAAGAAGCAUUGACAUGCCAUGAUUAACUUCUUGCAAACUAUGUUUUAACUCUUGGCAAAGACUCCCUUUUAUGUAUAUUUUAUGUUUACAUAUAUUUAUUGAAGACAAAUACUAAGCAUUAAUUGUAAA